Messenger RNA from Nanorana parkeri, 1027 nucleotides. RefSeq names its product BTB/POZ domain-containing protein KCTD5. The coding region runs from base 93 to 758 and encodes 221 amino acids. Lineage: Eukaryota; Metazoa; Chordata; Amphibia; Anura; Dicroglossidae. Gene Ontology annotation, biological process: protein homooligomerization; proteasome-mediated ubiquitin-dependent protein catabolic process. Gene Ontology annotation, cellular component: cytoplasm; Cul3-RING ubiquitin ligase complex. Gene Ontology annotation, molecular function: cullin family protein binding. The transcript is spliced from 6 exons. The record is from RefSeq and is a predicted model, not a curated record.
UGAGUAGCCAGGAAGGCGCCCAGCCCGCAGGAGGGGGAGACUAUUAAAGCGCGGACACUUCCGGGGCUGUCAGUGGCUGGGGAGUGACGGACAUGGCGGAGGAGAGCUGUGAGCUGAACGGCUCCGGAGCGGCGGUGGUGUGCCGGAGGUGUGCGGCCCCCGGGGAGAGAGGCGGCGUGUCCAAGUGGGUCCGGCUCAAUGUGGGGGGGACGUGUUUUCUGACAACCAGACAAACUCUGUGCAGAGACCCGAAAUCCUUCCUGUACCGGCUGUGCCAGGCGGACCCGGACCUGGACUCUGACAAGGAUGAAACAGGUGCCUAUUUAAUAGACCGAGACCCCACAUACUUUGGACCAGUGUUGAAUUAUUUGAGACACGGGAAACUGGUGAUAAACAAAGACCUAGCAGAAGAAGGUGUUCUGGAAGAAGCCGAGUUCUACAAUAUCACAUCGUUAAUUAAACUGGUAAAGGACAGAAUAAGAGAGAGGGACAGUAAAACAUCACAGGUGCCAGUUAAACAUGUUUACAGAGUGCUGCAGUGUCAGGAGGAAGAGCUCACUCAAAUGGUCUCAACGAUGUCUGAUGGCUGGAAGUUUGAGCAGUUGGUCAGCAUUGGUUCUUCCUAUAACUAUGGAAAUGAGGACCAGGCAGAAUUUUUGUGUGUGGUCUCCAAAGAGUUACACAAUACCCCAUACGGCACAACUAGUGAACCUAGUGAAAAGGCAAAGAUUUUGCAAGAACGAGGCUCCCGAAUGUGAAGCAUUUUGAAAGGAUCCCUUUUUUGUUUUUUUCCUCCAUUCAAUUUUAUUGCAAGGAAAGAAAUCACCUUUGGAGAGCCACCACAAGAAGCCUGCUUUAGAUCCUAGAAUUUGUUGGCCUGUUUUUUUGUUUUUUUCUUAAAAGUUGAAUUUUUUUGGGUGGAAGCUUCAGUGUUUUCAUUAAUGGGACAUGUGUAUUGAAAUGGAACAUCUAUUAAGUGGGUAUUUUGCGUGUUUUCCUCCCCAGCCCCUAACUUGUUUUUUAAUUU